GAUAGAAUUUCAAGCCUCUCCAUCGGAUAAAGAAACACCUUGCGGUUAUAGCAUCACUGUAGAAUUUGGAUUGAUUAUCAGGCCCCUUGGGAUUCGUACACACUACGACAUUCCAAUCUCACACAAGUAGCAAAAGCACAUCCCUACACAAAUUCUCAGUACUUAAAAGCCUCUCCAAAAUGCCUUGGCCAAAUUCCCUUUCCCAACGCCCCCCAAUACCCACUCCAAGCGAGGGCACCAAAAACACCACCCCAUCACCCCCCAACUCCCAACCCAAACUCGAGGAGAAAGCAGAUCAUAAAUCUCCUCCUGCGCCAGCAUCCCCUACAGAUCCAGAUCGUCGCUUCUGCUUCAUCUCCCCCACCAUCAUAAUCCCUACAAGUACCCAACCCUCUCCACCCCCCAAACAGCUCACCGCAGAAUCACUCCUCGCACUAACCUCCCAGCCCCUCCGUCACGGCGGAGCCUGGAGCUCUGCAUCUCCCACCCGACAAGCCCGAUUCCUCUCCCAAAGCAACGAAAAAGUCCACACCGGUAGCGGUGACAUCCGCCCCAAAACUGCGCGCACAGUAGCUUGGGAGAAAUGCUGGACAUCCCGGCGCAAGAACCGAGAAAACUACAAGAGAAUCGAAGCCAUGGAAGAGCAUCUAGCGCAGAAGAGAGAAAGAGAGCGAUAUUUCAAGCCGGCGAAGAAAAUCGAGUAUCUCGAUGACGAGGGAGCAAAGGGCUGGGCUACUUGGGAGAAGAAAAAAUGGUGUCGAAAUUGAGCGAGGAUCCUGGACAGAGGAUCGAGAUGGCGAUUUUCUUUCCGAGGAACGAGUGGGAAAAUCGCAUAUAAAUGAACGAGAUGGGAAGAAUUCCUUUUUCCUUACGCAUCGUGUUAACAUCUUUUUCUCUCGUACCAUUUCAGAUUCAGAGACUGGUCUCUUUAGAAAACUGUUAGUUUUCGAAAUUAAAUACAAAAUUUGACA
Molecule: messenger RNA, 971 nt
Organism: Botrytis cinerea B05.10
Lineage: Eukaryota; Fungi; Ascomycota; Leotiomycetes; Helotiales; Sclerotiniaceae
Exons: 1
Coding region: 180-767 (195 amino acids)
Source: RefSeq, a predicted model, not a curated record